Molecule: messenger RNA, 2140 nt
Organism: Ficedula albicollis (Collared flycatcher)
Lineage: Eukaryota; Metazoa; Chordata; Aves; Passeriformes; Muscicapidae
Gene: MKNK1
Product: MAP kinase interacting serine/threonine kinase 1
Exons: 14
Coding region: 507-1763 (418 amino acids)
Biological process (GO): protein autophosphorylation; intracellular signal transduction; peptidyl-serine phosphorylation
Cellular component (GO): cytoplasm; nucleus
Molecular function (GO): ATP binding; calmodulin binding; calcium/calmodulin-dependent protein kinase activity
Source: RefSeq, a predicted model, not a curated record
GCGGCGGGCACGGCGCUCGGGCGGCGGCAGCCUCAGGUGCCUCAGCCCUCCGGCCGGCAGCUUUGGGUCUGGGGGCCCUCCCCAGGGAAUGCGGGAGUUUCUUCGUGACUGCAGCUGGAAAUUUAUCCCCCGAAGGUUUAAAGUGCUCUGUUUCUUGCGUUUUUCAAUAAAGAGUGAGCUCCUCUUCAUGCCUCCCAGGUGCUGGAUGGAAGCAAGGCAAAAAAACACUCCUGCAGAGCUGAACCUCUUUCACUUCAGUUCUAAAGGUGUUUUGUAUUAGCAGCCUUCCAGCUCAAGAACAAUUUGGCUCAAGCAAAACCCAGUUUUGGAGCAGGUGGUGGUACCUGGACUCUGCUUUCUUCCACUGAGUUCAAACACACAAACAAGGUUUCCUCUGAUAUUUGGAAAAGAGAUGGCAGCUUGUGAUGAAAAAAGCAGAGAAACUUUUGGAUAGAUAAGAACAUGUGCAUUUUCUCCUGAAGUAAUUGAUUGUUAAAGUCACCUCUAUGUUCUGCCACACAGAGAUGGUCAGCAGUCAGCCUGUCCCCAUAGCAGACAGUGGGAAAAGGAAAAAGAAAAAAAGAACCAGAGCCACAGAUCAGGUCCCUGGGAAGUUUGAAGACUUGUACAAGCUGACUGCUGAGCUGCUUGGUGAGGGAGCAUAUGCUAAAGUUCAGGGUGCUAUCAGUCUCCAGACUGGGAAAGAAUAUGCAGUGAAAAUCAUUGAAAAAAAUGCUGGGCACAGUCGGAGUCGGGUUUUUCGUGAAAUAGAAACUCUGUACCAGUGUCAAGGUAACAAGAACAUUUUGGAGUUAAUAGAAUUUUUUGAAGAUGACACAAGAUACUACCUGGUCUUUGAGAAGCUACGAGGAGGUUCAAUCCUGGCCCAUAUACAAAAGAGGAAGCACUUCAAUGAACGAGAAGCAAGCAAAGUGGUGAGAGACAUUGCCUCUGCUCUGGACUUUCUUCAUACAAAAGGUAUUGCUCACAGGGACCUGAAGCCCGAAAACAUCCUGUGUGAAUCUCCAGAAAAGAUAUCACCAGUAAAAAUAUGUGACUUUGACCUUGGCAGUGGGGUGAAGCUGAACAGUGCAUGUACCCCGAUAACUACUCCCGAAUUAACAACGCCGUGUGGCUCUGCAGAAUACAUGGCCCCUGAAGUGGUGGAAGUCUUCAUGGAGGAGGCCACGUUCUAUGACAAGAGGUGUGAUCUGUGGAGCCUGGGGGUGAUUCUGUACAUCAUGCUCAGUGGUUACCCCCCUUUUGUGGGCAACUGUGGCACGGACUGUGGCUGGGACAGAGGAGAAGUCUGCAGAGUUUGCCAGAACAAGCUUUUUGAGAGCAUUCAAGAAGGCAAAUAUGAAUUUCCUGACAAAGACUGGUCACAUAUUUCCUCUGAGGCCAAAGAUCUCAUCUCAAAGCUGCUGGUUUGUGAUGCCAAAGAACGACUUAGUGCUGCUCAAGUUUUGCAACAUUCAUGGGUUCAAGGACAGGCUCCUGAAAGGGGAUUGCCCACCCCUCAAGUUCUUCAAAGGAACAGCAGCACCAAGGAGCUGACCCUGUUCGCUGCCGAGGCCAUCGCCCUGAACCGGCAGCUGUCCCAGCACGAGAGCGAGCGGAGCGCGGAGCAGGAGAGCACCGCCCACACCGUGUGCUCCAUGAGACUGUCCCCUCCCUCCAAAUCCCGCCUGGCCCGCCGCAGGGCCAUGGCCCACGCCGCCAGAAACAGCGACUUCCAGCCCCUUCCCCAUAAAGCCUUCUGAAGUUCUUUCCUGCUGCGCGGGGGGCAGGCUCGGUCUGUGUUCUUAUUUGGAUUUUCAGCGCUGAUAAAAGCUGCUCUGCUUCUGACACUUUGAUUAGGAGCUUGCACUUGUGAUGUGACUUGUAACUUUAAGGGGAUGGCUUUUAUGGGAAUGUUUUUUGCCUGUCAGAUUUAGUGCAUUAAGGUAAUUCAACUGAUUUUUUUUUAAACUGCAGAAGAUGAGUUUGCUGCUGUAUUAUCUGAGGUGAUAAAUCACUAAGUUUUCCUCAUUUUCUUCUUAGAAGGGCACAGUUUAAAAUGCAAACUUGAAAACAUCAGGAAAAACCCACACUUUGCCAGGCAGAGCAUCAAGCCUCUCCCUGCCAGUGGCUGCCCCCC